UUGCUGAAAAAUAUGGGUAUGGGUUACAACUCGGAACAACGUCAAGGUGGUUCCUGGAAAAAGUCCAAAACAUAACGAUCUUCUCCUGUGAAUGAACUCUUAAACCUGAAGGAAUCUCACGAGGAGACUCACGAGCACGAGCGCGAGAGACAGUGCAGCAAGCCACCUUCGCCUUCGCCCCGCGCGCUGCAGCUCCAAAUCGACCCCACGACCAGCUCGAGAAAGCAAUUGGGGAUCCCGAGGGCGCAGAGGAAGGAUCGCCGCGAUGGAUCCGGCCGGCGUCAACGGCGGCGUGUGGAUCCGCGCGGCGGUGGCCGUCGCGGCGGGCGGCGCGAUCGCGGCGCGCGCGGUCCGGCGCAAGUCCGUCGACUUCACCGCCGUCUUCGCGGGCGUCCCGGCCAUGGUGGCCCACACCGUCGCCGGGUUCGCGGGGCUGCUCCUGGUGUUCUUCUUCACGGCGUCGAGGGUGACGAGGACCGGCGAGGCGAGGAAGCGUGCGCUUGAUCCUGAGUUCAAAGAGGGGGGGCAGCGCAACUGGAAGCAAGUCUUGUCAAAUAGUGGUAUCGCAAGUAUCUUGGUAGUCCUGAUAGCACUAAUUACUGGAGGUGAAGACAAAUGCUUGGAUUCAAAAGAGUCGGGUCUUGUAACUGCCCUUAUUGGUGGUGUUAUUGGACAUUACUCUUGCUGCAAUGGUGAUACAUGGUCUUCUGAGCUUGGCAUACUUAGCAAAUCUGAACCACGAAUUAUCACAACAUUCAAGAGGGUGCGGAAGGGGACCAAUGGCGGGGUAACCAUAGAUGGACUUCUUGCAGCAGCAGCAGCUGGAUGCUCGAUUGGGCUUGCAUUUGUGCUACUAGGAUUCUUAACAACCCAGUGUGCUUCUGAUGUAUUUUGGAGGCAACUGCUAGUUAUACCCUUAGCUACAGCUGCUGGCCUAUGUGGAAGCCUGAUCGAUUCAUUACUGGGCGCAACAGUUCAGUACAGCGGAUACUGCCGCGUUCGCAAGAAGGUGGUUGGAGUAGAUGGUCCAACAGUAACGAGGAUUUCUGGAAUGAAUAUACUGGACAACAACGGCGUCAAUGUAGUGUCUAUCUUCUUGACGAGUCUGCUUACUGCCUUGGUGUGCACAUGCAUUUUCUGAGGUCUAUUUGGCUUGUAGUGGUAGCACGACAUUACAGAGGAUAACUAGGAAGGAACACGAUUGGUAAAUUAGAGCACGUAAUCUCGAAUAGUGGUGUCGUUCAUUUAUUUACGAUCGGUGAUAUUGGGGGUUGUUGAUUUAGCAUUAGUGUGUUUCACACCAAGUAUAGACAUCUAAUGUAAAAAUUCAGUUGUAGUUAUCCCAUUCAGAUGUAACACCGAAUAUUCGGAAAGAGGAAUGGUUCUACCAGAAUAUUGUUUCGCCGAAACUAUUUAUUUGUAUAGGCCAUUUGAUCA
Triticum dicoccoides is the source of this 1437-nucleotide messenger RNA. RefSeq names its product protein PGR-like. NCBI's taxonomy places the organism in Eukaryota, Viridiplantae, Streptophyta, Magnoliopsida, Poales, Poaceae. The record is from RefSeq and is a predicted model, not a curated record. Gene Ontology annotation, cellular component: membrane. Bases 266 to 1141 code for a protein of 291 amino acids. The transcript has 5 exons.